Messenger RNA from Phoenix dactylifera (date palm), 1325 nucleotides. RefSeq lists its product as uncharacterized. The record is from RefSeq and is a predicted model, not a curated record. NCBI's taxonomy places the organism in Eukaryota, Viridiplantae, Streptophyta, Magnoliopsida, Arecales, Arecaceae.
GGUCUUCAGUCCCACCCCUCACCUCUCUCUCUCUCUCUCUCUCUUUCUCUCUCUCUCUCUGUGCCUGGGAAGAGCAGGGGACUGCCCUGAGUACCUCUAUCUUCGAGCAAAAUGGUAUCUUUGGUGUCCCUUCUUUAAUCCAGGUGGAAAGAUCAGUGCUUUGAGGCUGUGGGGUGAGAAGAGGUCUUCUAUAAAGAUGGGUUCUUGCGUUUCGGUUCAGAAGAAUACGGACUCCGCCAUGGGAUUUCGACUGGGUUUAGGCUCUAAGGCCAAGAGGUUCUUCAUUCCCUCCCCUGCUAAAGAGAAGCCUUUGAAUGGGCAGAGCCCAGUUGGUGGAUUUGAUUUCAAGAGCAAGGUGGUGGACUCCGGAUUAGGACUUAGAAGCACGGAGUUUGGUAGCAGAGAGGAGAUCUUCUUUGAUUCACGAGGAUGGUUAGAAUCUGACUGUGAAGAUGAUUUCUAUAGCGUCAAUGGAGAAUUUACUCCAUCUCGUGGCAGUACUCCAAAUUACCAGACAAGCACAGCCGCAACAACUCGGCUGAACAAUGCUUUCUUUGCGGACAAAUUUCCUGACUCCAAAUCAGAACCUUCUCCAACUGGUAGAAGAAAAUUGGCCGACCUUCUUCAAGAAACAUCAAAUGGCGAAAAGGAUGUCGAGCAAAAUGCUUCUGAAAAGAAAAUAGAAAUGAAUGGAAAGCCUGAUGGUUACAAAAUCAACUUUCACCAACCUCCAAAAUCAUUAGAUGGAACUCCCUACACUGGUGUCAAUUCUGUAUACAGCAAUGAGGCCACUGCAACUAGAGACUCCAAGAACAGAAAGGAGAGGACAUGGAGAAAUGCACAUUGUUGCUUGCCAAGCUUGGUACAGACUUCUAGCUUUGAUGAGACUCAUGAGAGGCAGAAGAUGAGCCCAGGACCCUGCACUGCCUGACGACACUAUCACCCUAUGAGAUGACUUCGGCCUUCACUAGUCUACCUUUAGAUUGCUUCAACUUGAGCAACACUAUUAGGACGUCCACUCUGUAUCUUAGUGUUCCUAUAGAACCAGAAUAUUAGCUGUCACACGUCGGAAAUUUGUAUAAAGAGAGAGAAUGGCGGAUGUCUCUUUAUGUUAAUAGUCAUCAAGUGCACUCUUCAUCAUUCAUGAACAUGCAUCUCUCAAGCAUCUCUCAUGUAGUACAGGUAAUAUCAAUGAUCAGAAAAUUCUUGUAGUGGGGAAAGAUGGAGGAGAACUAAUGAGCAUGCAAACUUGAUCAUCCUUAAUAUUUGUACCUUAAACUCGAUAAUCCUAAAGGAAAAAUGUUCUCAGAGUUUUUUAAGAUAAA